UUCACUCUCCCUCUGUUCAGUCCGGGAGUGGGAAGCACAACUCACAGCCGACGAGACAUGUUGAGAUUCCCUCUUCGCUUUUAGCUGAAGAGACAUGUUGAGAUUCCCUCUUCGCUUUUAGCUGAAGAGACAUGUUGAGAUUCCCUCUUCGCUUUUAGCUGAAAAGCCGUCUUAAGGCCAGAAGGUAGCUGCUCGAACAAAACAUGGCUGGUUCUAAGGUCAUACUAUCUGGGAUGGAUAGCAAGCGGGACGGUCAGGAGUAUGAGCAGGGCCGUAUCCGGGAGCUGCAGGAGCAGCGGAUGACCGUGCAGAAGAAGACCUACACCAAAUGGAUGAACAGCGUCUUCGCUAAAAAUGGGGAGGAGGUGAACCUGACUGACGUUUACACCGAGCUGAAGACAGGAGUGUCCCUGGUGCGUCUCUUGGAGCUCAUCUCCGGGGAACCCCUGCAAACACCUAGUCGCCGAACCAUGAGAGUCCACUGCCUGGAGAAUAACAGCAUUGCCAUCAACUUCCUCAAGAAAAAGAAUAUCCGAAUGGACCUGAUCGCUCCUGAGAACGUUGUGGACGGAGACAGAACGCUCAUCCUGGGCCUCCUAUGGAUCAUCAUUCUGAGGUUCCAGAUCGGAUUCAUUAACUUAGAUGAGGUGGACGGUAAUGCCAGCCUUGCCCACCGAUCCGCCAAAGAGGCCCUCCUUAUCUGGUGCCAGCACAAGACAGCUGGCUACUCUAAUGUGAAUGUACAGGACUUCUCUAAAAGCUGGCGGGAUGGCUUGGCAUUCAACGCCCUCAUCCAUGCACAUCGGCCCGACUUGUUUGAUUACUGGCGUCUGCGCGAGGACGACCCGAAGCGGAACCUGACUCAUGCCUUCACCCUGGCCGAGAGCGAGUUUGGCAUCAUGCAGCUGCUGGAGGCAGAGGACAUCAUGGUGCCGCACCCAGACGAGCGGUCCAUCAUGACCUACGUCUCCCUCUACUACCACUACUUCUCCAGGAUGAAGCAGGGCCAGACGCUCCAGAAGAGGAUCGCCAAGAUCGUGGGUCUCUUAAAAGAGCUGGAUGACCUGAAGCAAGACUAUGAGCGGAUGGUGACCGACCUGCUGAGAUGGAUCCAAGAGAAAGUGGUGCAACUGAACGACCGCCGUUUCCCAAACUCCUUGCGCGAGAUGCAGAUCCUGGUUGCCGCCUUCAAGACCUACCGCACCGUGGAGAAGCCCCCAAAGUACCAGGAGCGCGGAGCGCUAGAGGCCCACCUGUUUGACCUGCGUACGAAGCUCAGCACCAACAACAAUCGGGCCUACGUUCCUCCGGAGGGUCAAACGCUUCGGGAUGUGGAGCGUGAGUGGCUGGUGUUGGAACGCGCGGAACACGAGCGCGAGGGAGCCCUUCAGGCGGCCCUACUGAGGCUCGAGCAUUUGGAACAGCUAGCGCAGAAGUUUGAGCGCAAAGCUAAGCUGCGAGAGACCUACGUGGAGGACGCGCUGCGACUGCUCGUGCGGCAGGAUCCACAAACGCAGGGCGAUCUGGAGGACGCGCAGGCCGUGGCGCAGAGGCUGGAAGCGCUGGCCACUGACGGACUCGCCCGGGAACCGCGUUUCAGGGCGCUCAGCGAGAUGGCUGUCGUCAUUCAGAGAGAGAACUACCAUAGCAAGGAGCAGGUGGCUCGCAGAGAGCAGAAGAUCUCUCAAUGCUGGCAGGAGUUCCUGGAGGGCCUGGAACAGAAAAGGGCGCUGACGGGUGACAUAGUGAACACCCUCUCUGUCCUCAGGGACAUCCAGAUGGCUUCACAGGAACUCAGCGAACUACAGAUGCAGGCUGGCUCGGAGGAGUACGGUAGGCAGCUGGAGGAGGUGGUGGAGCUCCUGCAGAAGCAGGACCUGCUGGACGCUCAGAUUUCAGCCCAGGGGGAGACGUUGGGCUCCCUGAGUGGCCGCGCCCUGAAGGAGGGGGCGCACCGGGACCCGCGGCAGGUGCAGGCCAGUGUGCGCCAGCUCCACAGCCAGUACAGCGCUCUGCAGGCCCUCAGCAAGAGGAGGAGGACGGGUCUUGAGGAGCAGCGGGGGCUGUUUGAGUUUUACUUUGACUGUGACGAGCUAGAGGCCUGGAUCUAUGAGCGCUGGCUCCUUCUGCAGACCGCCGGCCUGGGCAGAGACCUCAGCCAGAUCCAGCAGGCCCAGCUGAAACACAAGGUGUUGGAGGCGAUGGUGCAGUCCCAUGAGGCGGAGCACACAGCUGUGGUGGCACGGGGGGAGGAGCUGUGCGGCAGGAAGCCCCAGAGCGAGAGCGCCAUCAGGAAGUGGCUGAGGACGCUGGGACGCCAGUGGGAACAGCUCAGGGAAGAAGUGACCAAUCACAGAGAGCGCUUGCAUGCUGCCAGUGUCAUCAAACAGUACUUCGCCGACGCGGCCGAGGCCAACUCCUGGCUGGGCGACCGCAGGCCCAUCCUGGCCAGCGAGGAUUAUGGGAAGGACGAGUGGAGCAGCACCGCCCUGCUACAGCGCCACCAGCGUCUGGAGAAGGAGAUCGGCGCCUACGCCUCCGAGGUCAAGCGCCUGGGCGAGCAGGCCAGGAACGCCGCCCAGAUGGCCGCUCUGACCGUGCUGACUGUGGAGCCUAAGCGGAGCAGGAUGGCUCAGUACAGCGACUCAGGUGAGGAGGAGGAGGACGAAGGUGGUGCGAAGAAACGAGGGAAGCUGCCCGUGCCGAAGGAGAUUGUGACGCCAAAGACUCCUCCUGAGCCACAGGGAGCCACAGCCAAGAUCAGAUUCAAAUACAGAGGGCCAAAGGUCACCAUGGACCGUGGGGAGGAGGUCACUGUUCUCAGCCAGGAGAAUAAGGAGCAGUGGCUGGUGAAGGACAGUAAAGGGAACGAGCAGCUGGUUCCUACUGUGUACAUCACUGAGCUGCAGCCCAUGUCUAAAGCCCCAACUGUACUUCUGACUCCUCCUACGACAAAUGGGGUGUCUGAGAGUCCCCCGCGGAGGGUGAACCCCCCCCGCCGCCGCCGCCGCUCCUUGCGCCGAGGCACCGCCGAGAUCAAGUGGAUCCCCGACCCCCACCUCCAGAGGGACACGGUGGAGAGGACUCAGAGGGAGCUGGAGGACGACUACAGGAGCCUCUCCCAGCUGGCCCAGUCAAGGAAGCAGGCUCUGGAUGAAGCCGCACAGCUGCAUCAGUUCUGCAACACGUGUGAUGAGUUUGAGUCGUGGAUGGAGGACAAGGAGCACAUCCUCAACACCUUCAGCGCUGACAUGGACGCCGCCGGGGUAGUGCAGGCCAAGUACGAGAACUUCCUGACAGAGCUGGCCAGUGGGAAGGGACAGCUGGAUGACAUCACCAGGCUGGGGGAGGGGCUCGUGAAGAGCCGCCACAGCAAAAAGCGAGAGAUUCAGACCAAACAAGGACAGGUGACCCGCAGAUGGGAGCGCCUGCAGCAGCUGAAGGACGCGAAGGCCCAUGAGCUGAUGAGCUCGGCCGACGUGCGCUCGUUCCUCCAGAGCUGCGAGGAGGCGCGGGGGCAGCUGCAGGAGAAGCUGGCCCAGCUGGACAACCCCGACGUGGGCGGCUCCCCCGCAGCGCUUCAAACCGAGGAGCGGCGGCAGCUGCAGGCCCUGAGAGAGAUCGACGCCCUGGAGAGGAAGAUCGAGUACCUCAAGAGCGUAGCUAAGAUGAAACAAGACUGCAGUCCUGCGGAGAGCGCCGCCAUCCUGGAGGAGGUGCGCGGCCUGGAGGCGCUGCUGCGGGAGGUGCGGGCCCAGGCGGAGGAGCGCCAGCGGAGACUGGAGGAGGCGCGCCGGCUGCAGCGCUUCCAGAAGGAGACGCGGGACCUCCUGCUCUGGGCGGAGGCCGCGCGGGAGCAGAUAACGGAGGAGGAGCAGGGCUCGGACGUGGCCACGGCUCAGGCCCUCCUGGAGAGACACCAGGAGCUGCAGCAGGAGAUCCAGCAGCACAGGGAGAGGCUGAAGGAGAUGGAGAAGCUGGGGAGCACACUGGGGAGCAGCGGGGAGGUGCGGCGCACCCUGGCCCAGCUGGAGGAGGAGUGGGCCGGGCUGGACAGGCUGUGGGCGGGCCGCAAGCGCAAGCUGGAGCAGGGCCUGGAGCUGCAGAAGCUCAACCUGGAGGCCGACCGCAUCGAGGCCACGCUCUCCGCUCACGAGGCCCGCCUCAGGGUCACCGACCUGGGAGGCUCUGUGGAUAAUGUACACAGCUUGCUGGGCAGGCAGGAUGAAUUGGAGGCUCUGCUUCAUGCUGUGGAGCUGCAGAUCAACAACUUUCACGAGAAGAGCCGAGAGCUUGUGAAAAAGCGUCACUUUGCUGCCCAACAGGUCCAGGCGAGAUCAGAGAGUAUCCAGGAGAGGAGCAUGAGAGUCAGGCGGAGCUGUAAGGAGAGGAGGGCCAAGCUUCUCGCCGCCAAAAAACAUCAGGAGUUCCUCAGAGACGAGGAGGAGAUGCUCCUGUGGAUGGAUGAGAAGUUUGAGAUCGCGGAGGACGAGUCGUACCGGGACCCAACCAAUGUCCUCCGCAAGCUGAAGAAGCACGAGGCUGCCGAGAAGGAGAUGCAGGCCAACCAAGUGCGCUUGGACCGGCUGCUUGAAUUAGGGCAGGAGGUGCAGGUGGACAGUCCCUCUACGAAGCAGGAGGUGCAGAAGACGUGCAGACAGGUGCGCCGGCGCUGGGACGAGCUCCAGAGGAAGAUGGCCGACAGGGGAGACAAACUCAGACAGGCCGGUCAGCAGGAGCAGCUCAUGGAACUUCUACAGGAUGCAAAGCUGAAGAUCGAGGCCAUCCAGAGGAUGCUGCAGUUUGCGGUGAAAGGAGAGGACCUCCGCUCCAGUCGCCAGCUCCUGAAGGAGCACCAGCAGCUUGAGCAGGAGGCGCAGGAGCUCGCAGACAAAAUCAACUCCAUCGUAUCCCGUGCCAAACACCUGGCCACCAACCACUUCGACUCGCAGACCAUCCUGCAGGAGACGGACACUUACCUGAAGCUGUUUAAGUCCCUGCAGAAGCCCCUGGACGAGCGCCGGAGUCAGCUGGAGGCGGCCGUGGAGCUGUUUGGCUUCUACCACGACGUGGACCUGGAGCUCACCUGGAUCUCCGAGCACCAGCCUCUCGCCGAGACCAGCAGCUACAGCAAGUCUCUGGCUGGGGCCAUCAGUCUGCUCAAGAAGCAUAAGGAGCUGCAGGCCGAGGUGAACGCUCACCGGCAGCAGCUGGAGCGCAUGCAGGAGAGGGGCAAGGCCUUGAGGAGGUCGCACGCGUGGGCCGGGAAGGAGCUGCAGGAGAGGUGUGACAACCUGGCCGAGGAGUGGGAGGAGCUGGAGGAGUCCUGUGACCGGAGGGCCGUCCACCUCAACAAGGCUCGCGCCCGCGAACAGAUCUUGCUGGACUGUACAGAACUGGAGACGCGGGUGUCUGAGUGCUCGGCCCUGGUCAGUUCUGAUUACGGCAGAUCUGAGCCUGCGACUGAAAACCUCAUCAUACAGCACCAGGCAGUAGAAGGGAAGAUAGAGGUGUUGGUAGCGGAGGUGGAAGAUCUGAAGAGCAGUGUGGAGCAUGCGGUCCGAACCAUGGGCCUCGAUGAACUAAACCGGCCCUGCAGCCGCAUCAGAAGCCAGAUGACGGAACUGGAGCACCUCGCCACUCUCCGCUCCCAGAAGCUGCAGGAGGCCCUUCGCCUGCAUGAGUUCCAGCGUGAGUCCUCCGAGCUGGAGGACUGGAUCUCUCAGCAGAGACAGGUCGCGUCCUCUGAAGACUAUGGCACCGACUACAACAAUGUCCUGCAACUGCGUGGGAAGUUUGCGGUGUUCCUCCAGCAGCUGGAGGUAGGAAUGGAGAGACUGCACGGCUGCAAGGACCUCACUGACACACUCGUCAAAAACAACCAUCCCGAGGCACGCCUUAUUCGGCACACACACGAUGAGCUAAGGGAGCUAUGGGAUGAUCUGCAGACCCUGGCUCAGGAGAGACAGGACAGGCUGCUGCAGUCAGAGAAAUGUUACGGAUGCCACAAAGACCUGAUGGAGGCACUGGCCCAGAUAGAGGAGCGCUUUAAGAGCAUACCUGAAGACAUUGCUAAGGACCUGCAGGGAGUUCUCUCUCAGCUACGCAAACAUGAGGCACUGGUUCAUGAGCUCACUGGGAAUGAGCAGCAGCUUCAGGAGCUGCUGGAUGCGGUGGACAGUGUGCUGGGAGCGUGCUCAGCAGAGCUCCGGACCAAGCUGCAGGAACGGCAGCAGGAGCUGGUGGAGCGCUGGGAAAAACUGCGCCUCCACCUCGACAAGAGGGAGGAGCAACUGAACCACGCCCGCCAAAGAUACCAGUUCCUAAACACUGCUCAGGACUACACCCUAUGGAGUGCCCAUGUGCUGAGUGGGAUGCGGGUGGAGGAGUCCAUUCGGGACGUGGCCACGUGUAGCCUGCAGCUGGCUCAGCACCAGCAGCUCUGGGCCGAGAUCGAGGCGCGGGAGGAGAGCUACACCCGGGCCCUGGCCAUGGGGGAGGAGCUACUGCAGCUGGACCCUUCCCAUGCCAAAGAGGUGCGUGAGAAGCUGAGCUCCCUGGAGCAGGACAGAGAGGAGCUCCAUGGCCACUGGAAGGAGAAGCAGCGCUGGCUGGAGCUGACUCAGCAGGAGCAGAUCUUCUACAGAGACUCCGAGCACCUGGACACCAUCUCCAACUCACAAGAGAUUCUGCUGAAGAACAGUGAUCUGGGCAAUACAGUGGACGAGACGGAGAGACUACUUAAACGUCAUGACGCCUUCCAGAAACUUCUCAAUGCCCAGGAGGAAAAGAUGAUUGCGCUGCAGGAGCUGGCGAGCCGUCUGCAGAAAGAGGACCUCAAGCGCGAGAAGGCCAAACGCAUCCGCAACAAACUCAGUGCCCUUGAGGAGAGGAGGAGACGCAUCCAGGAGCUGUCCGUCAAACGCGGGGAGGACUUGGACAUGUCCCGGCUGCUCUGCAUCUUCAGCCGGGAUGCUUCUGAGGCGGAGGAGUGGGUGACGGAGCGCAUGCUUAAGAUGCAGGAGGACACCAAGAAGGACCUGAGCAACCUGCAGACCAAGAUGAAGCUCCUCCAGAAGCACCAGGUGUUCGAGGCCGAGAUCCUCGCCCACAACAAGAUCAUCGAGUCUGUGCAGCAGGCUGGAGAUGAGCUGAUCUCACUGCAUCACCCAAAGUCUAAGGAGAUCCAUGCUACCAUCAGUGCCCUGAUCAAACACUGGGAGGCGCUCAAACAGGCAGUGGCAGCAAGAGGGAAGGUUCUAGAAGACAAUCGAGACUUCUUGGAGUUCCUGCAGAAGGUGGAUCAGGUGGAGAUGUGGAUUAGACAGAAGGAAGUGAUGAUAAAUGUGGGCGAUGUUGGGGAGGACUAUGAGCACGGCCUUCAGCUUCUGAAGAAACUUAACGAGUUCCGAGGAACAGGGACAGGGGAGGUGACUAUGGAUGACGGCCACAUCAGGGCCAUCAAUAGCCUGGCCACUCGUCUGGAGAGGCAGAACUGUGACGAGCUGGACACUGUGAAGAAGAGGAAACAGCAGCUCAACGAGCGCUGGAGUAAUUUCCAUGGUGACCUGAGCCGCUAUAAGAAGAGGCUGGAGGGAGCCCUGGAAGUGCACGCCCUCAUGAGGGAGCUGGAGGAAGUACGCGAAAGAGCCAACGAGAAGAUGCUGCUGUUGCAAGAUGGGGACUGUGGCUGGGACGUCGACAGUGUUGAGGGUCUGAUUCGCCGGCAUGAGGAGACGGAGAGGGAGCUAGGGGUGAUCCAGGAGAGGGGAACGGCUCUGGAGAAAGAAGCGAAGGGGCGCCUGAGGAGCCAAUCAGAGCUGACGGACAAACUCAAAGUGAAGCAGACAGAAGUGAACACGGCACUGCUGAACCUGGAGAGAGAGGUCAAACGCAGGAAGGAGCGCCUGCAUGAUGCUCAUGAGCUGCAGCUCUUCAAGGCCAACCAGCGCCUCCUGCUGGACGUCACGCUGAAGAACAGCUCUGAGAUGGCACAGAAAGGUCUGCCCAAGAGCAAGGCCGAGGCCGAGGGCAUGAUCGCUGAACACCAGGACUGGAAGACGGAGAUUGAUGCUCGUGCUGAUCGCAUUGAGUCUGUGAGGAGCUUUGGGCAGCGGCUGGUGAAGUCUGGCCACAGUUCAGCACAGGAGAUCAAGACGGCCGUGAAUAGCCUGCAGGAUGCCAAGAACGGGCUGGCCGAAGCUUGGCAGGACAGGAGGACUCAGCUGGAGCAAGCCCUUAAUUUACAGGUCUUCCUGGGCUACGUGGAACAGAGUGAGAGCUGGCUCAGUAACAAGGAGGCCUUCUUGGCUAAUGAAGACUUAGGGGGCUCCCUGUCUGAGGUAGAGCAGCUGCAGAGGAAGCAGGCUCUGUUUGAGCAGACGCUGGGGGCGGAGGUGGAGCAGGUGGAGGCCGUGCAGCGGCGCGCUCAGCAGCUGCAGCAGCAGAAGCACUACGACUCCACCAGCAUCCAGACCAAGAGCAGAGCCCUGCAGCUCAGGAAAGAGAAGCUGCUGGAGACGAGUCGAGCACGGCGCCAGGCACUGGAGGAGUCUCUGCAGCUCCACAGGUUCUUGGGUGGCAGCUAUGAGCUCUGUUCCUGGCUUAAUGAGAAGAAUGCCAUUGCCCUGGACGAGAGCUGGAGGGACCCCAUCAACCUGCAGGCCAAGCUGCUGAAACACCAGAGCUCGGAGGCAGAGAUCCUGGUCAACCACGGCCAGGUGGAGGCCCUCACCCAGGAAGGCGAGCGAAUGCUCGCUGCAGGCCACCCUGCUGUGAAGAACAUUAAGCCCAGGGUAAAGGACCUGAAGGACUGCUGGACUCAGCUCUUGGACAACUGCAGAGAGAAGAAGUCACGCCUCCAGCAAGCCUAUCAGGCCCUGCAGUUCCAGCGCUCCCUGGACGACAUGGAGGAGUGGCUGAGCUCCGUGGAGAAGGAGGUCUCCAGCAAGGACUGUGGCACUGACCUGGCCUCCGUCAUCCGGCUGCUGAAGGCCCUGCACGACCUGGAGGAGGUGGUGGACGGCCACCUGGAGAGGCUCCAGGCCCUGGUGGGCACAGCCAAGGAAUUCUCUGCCCAGGGCAACUUCUUGGCCAAGGAGAUACAGCAGAGAGUCCAAGGAACAGUCAACAGGUACAACAACCUGGCUGAUCCUCUGCAACAGCGAAGGGAGACCCUGGAGUCAUGGCACAUGCUGUUCCAGUUCAACCGCGACAUGGAGGACGAGCUGGCCUGGAUUCAGGACAAGCUGCCGACAGCCUCCUCCAAAGACUGGGGCACGUCGCUCCAGAGCACACAGGCCAUGCUAAAAAAACACCAGGUGGUGAUGCAGGAGAUCACAAGUCGCUCCCCAUUGGUGCAGGCCGUGCAUGAGGCGGGGCAGAACCUGGUGCGUGGGCGGCACUUUGCCUCCCAUGACAUCAUCGAGAGGUUGGACGAGCUGAAGAACAUCUUCGAGAGCCUGAAAAAGGAGUCGGAGAGCAAGGGCCAGCUGCUUCAGGAGGCCCUUCAAAUACAGACCUUCCUCUCAGAGGUGUCUGAGCUGGAGCUGUGGAUGGAGGAGCAGAGGCCGGUCCUGGAGUCCAAGGACUUUGGGAAGAGUGAGGAGGCCACGGAGGCUCUGCUGAAGAAGCUGGACGCUGUGGCCCUGGAGCUGGAGAGCCACCAGCUGAAGCUGACCUCGCUCCAGAAGAGGGGAGACCAGAUGGAGCACAGCGGCCAUCCUAACAGCCAUCUAGUGAGUAAGAGUCUGGCGGAUGUGUUGGAGCAGUUCCAGUCUCUCCAGAAGCUGUGUGCAGAGCGCCGUGCCGGCCUCCAGGACCAGCUGCACCUGUACGUGUUUGAGAGGGAGGCCAGAGAGCUGCAGGACUGGCUCCUCACACGCAUCACCCAGGCCCAGUCUGAAGACUACGGACAAGACCUUGAAGAUGUGGAGGUGCUUCAGAAGAAGUUUGAGGACUUCUCCGCGGAGGUGGGCUCCCUGGGCCAGCACAGGCUGGGGAGUGUGCAGCAGCUGGGGCAGCAGAUGAGCUCCAGCGGGGCCCAGCUCAGGGAGGAGGCUCUGCAGCAGCUGUGGGAUGAGCUCAACCAGGCCGUGAAGACCCGGGCCGAGAAUCUGCACUCGGCCCGUGAGGUGCACCAGUUUGACAGCGACGUGGACGAGCUGAAGAGCUGGAUGAGCGAGAAGGAGGCAGGCCUGGACUCUGAGGAGCAGAACCACGACCUGCUCAGUGUGCAGGCGCUGAUCCGCCAACAUGAGGGCUUGGAGAAGAUCUCUCCGGAGCUUGCUCGCCUUUACACAGGCUCAGUUCUUCGUAGAAACUUAGCGGCCUGGCGGGUUUACCAAGACGUGGAGCUUUACCCAAACCUCGGUUCUGGCAUGUUCCAAAAGAUGUUAGGAUCUCCUCCGUUGGCUCAGAGAGAUCUGCUGGUGAUUGAGGAGGAUGUGCAGCGGCGGCAGGAGGAGGGCCGUGACGUGGCGCGCCGGCUGCCGCAGGUGGGGGAGAGCGUGCGGGGGCAGCUGCAGGAGGUGACCCUCAGCUGGGGGAGUCUGCAGGCCAAGGCCAGCCAGCGGCGGGAGCGGCUGCGGCAGGCGGAGGCGGUGCAGAGAUACCUCGCCGACUGGAGGCAGCUCUCGACGUGGAUGAGGGAGACCCUGUCGCUAGUGAGAGGGGAAGGGGUGGGGAGUGAGCGAGGAGACCUUGAACAGCGAAUCAAAAGGCACGAGGAGUACCGCACGCAGAUUGACCGACAGCUGGACCAAUCACAGGCAGUAAAAAAUGAGGGACGGAGCCUCAUACAGGAGGGGACGUUCAUGUGCCAAGAGCUGGAGGAGCGUGUGGCGGAGCUGCAGGAUCUGGAGCAGGCCCUGCAGGAGAGCUGGGAGGAGCAGCAGCUGCUGUUGGCCGAUCAGCAGGAGCUCCAGCAGCUCCAGAGGGAGUUGGAGCAGGCCGAGCGCUGGCUCAGCACCCACGAGAGUGGCCUCAGGGCCGACAGCUACGGGGACUCUGUGUCAGACGUGCUGGAGUUGCUGAAGAAGCAGGAGGACCUUGAGGCCAUGAUUGAGGCCCAGAACGAGCGAUUCAAUGCCUUAAAUGAGAAGAAGAUGCAGAUUGAACAACGGCUUGGGAACAGGGAUUCCAGGAAGACACCUGUGCGGGUGUCUUCCCUGAAGCACAAGCCGGCGGACCACCCUCCGACUCCGACCGCACGAGCCACGGUGCCUUCCGUGCUCCGGAGCAGCAGCAGGGGCAAAAGCGACACCCCCGUGUCUGCCUCCAUCCCCUCUGCUCACUUCCUGAGUAAGACCCCCUCUAAGGGUCCUUCAUUGGGCUCCUCGAGGACCCCAACCUCACUUUCUAAAUUUCCACCAAGGUCCACCACACCAGAGCCCAGACAAUCCCCAUCGCCAUCGGCGAAAUACCUACCUGCCACCAGCUUUAUAGGAAAACAGCCCUCUAGUAGUGUUUCACCCACUGAACUGCAGUAUCCUACCCGACUUCCUUCCCGUGAGCGAGAGCUGCCGUCCUCUGAUACGACUCCUGGAGAUAGGCCACUCAUCGCACCGAAGCCAAGGCUGUCCAGCCAGAGCCUGAGAUCAGGGCACCCCGAGCAGCAGAGGCCAGAUGCAGAUCCUCCUGAACCAGCCCCUAGGUCUUCAGGGUCUCCUGUCUCAUCUGAACCAGCGGCUCGAUACUCUAAGGAUGCAGAGCAAUCUGAUCCCACUACAGCUGUACCUUCAACAUCUGAGGAAACUCCUGAAGUGGCUCCGCGAGCCUUCCAGUCUCCAGACCGUCUUGAACGCUCCACUGACACGGAACAUGCUCCACACCACACUGAACCAUCUCCUGCCCACUCUGAGUCACCGUGUCCUCCUGAACCAGCCCCUCUUCCCCUUGACUCUGAGCUGGCAGUGGCAGGCUCUGCUUCUGAUGUGCCGGGUAAACCUGCUCCAUGGCAAGAGCGGCCCUCCACUCCACCACCACUCUCUUCACUGAGGCUAGAGGAACAGCCAGAAGAGGCUGCCGUGUCAGAGCCCCCUCCUCGAAAGCAGCAGGUCAGAGAUUCCGCUGUACGUAUGGAGGGAACGCUGGAGAUAAGACUCAAGUAUGGAGGAACCAAAGGUUUGGACCACUGGGAGGCUGUGUAUGCUGUGCUGGAGGGGCAGACCCUCAACUUGUACAAAGACCAGGAUGCUUCUGAAGAGAGAUGUAGUACACGUUGGCCUCCUAUUGGCUUGAAAGGCGCACGAUGUAAAGACAACCCUUACUACCGGAGAAAGGAGAACACCUUCAAAAUCAUACUGGAAGAUGGAAGUCAUUACAUGCUCUCUGCUCAGAGUGAUGAACAACGAGGAGUCUGGGCCCAGGAACUACAGGAGAGCAUCUCUCCCAGCACCUCUCAGGAGCACCAUGGAAAAAAUGUAUCACUUGAGGAACGGGAGACUGCAGAGGCGAGCACACCAGCAGGUGAUCCAGACACUUUUGACACAGGCAGGCCAAACACUCCGACCAAUCAAGCACAAGCUGAGAAUGGUGAGAUGGAAAGGGAGCCGCCACCAAAGCCCCCCCACACCUACUACAACAAACACAGCUAUCCUGAUGGGAGCGAGGCAAGAGACACGGGUAAGCUCAUCCGCGAUCUUCCACAGAGAACGCUGCCCAGGAACACCCCUCCCUCCAUGCCCCCGCCUCAGCCCCCACUGACACCCAGAGACUUGAGCGGAAAGGACAAAAACGCAAAAAACAAGAGCGUCUUCAAAAAGCUCUUUAAGAAAUGAGCCGCCAGCAGAGGGAGACAGGCAUCCAUGCAGCCUACAGUCUGGCAUCACUGGCGCCUAGUUUUAAACCGCAGUAAAGAACAGUGAUGGUUCCUUUUGUUCUAACUUUCAGAAACAAUAUUUAAAGUGCUACACCUGGGCUGAACAAUUGUGACAGGAUUUUAAAACCAUGAUUUGCAAAAGAAGCUGGAUGAUUCGUUUUCUUUCUUUCUUUCUUUCUUUCUUUCUUUUUUUAAAUCAAAUGAUUGUGCGUAUGUUUACAUGGGAACAUAUUUAAACACGUAUUUAUUUUAACACCAAAAUGAAGAACACAAAGGAUAUAGUGUGAUCAGAACCUAUUUUUGUUGGAAUAUGCUCUUUAGAUGUAUUAUAUUUUGCAAUGAUUUUUCGAACUGUAUUUAAAAAUCAGUUUUAAAUGAAAAAAAAAUAAAAAUGUUCAAAAACUUG
Molecule: messenger RNA, 13226 nt
Organism: Clupea harengus (Atlantic herring)
Lineage: Eukaryota; Metazoa; Chordata; Actinopteri; Clupeiformes; Clupeidae
Gene: sptbn5
Product: spectrin, beta, non-erythrocytic 5
Exons: 74
Coding region: 204-12779 (4191 amino acids)
Molecular function (GO): protein binding
Source: RefSeq, a predicted model, not a curated record